This is a messenger RNA of Plectropomus leopardus (leopard coralgrouper), 1239 nucleotides long. Its product is annotated as zinc-binding protein A33-like. Lineage: Eukaryota; Metazoa; Chordata; Actinopteri; Perciformes; Serranidae. Gene Ontology annotation, molecular function: zinc ion binding; protein binding. The record is from RefSeq and is a predicted model, not a curated record.
AUGGCCACCGGCUGCAGAUUCCUUUCUGAAGAUCAGUUUUUGUGCUCCGUCUGUCUGGAUGUUUUCACCGACCCUGUUUCUAUUCCAUGCGGACACAAUUUCUGCAGGGUCUGCAUCACCAGGCACUGGGAGGGCAGAGAGAAGUAUCAGUGUCCACUGUGCAACGAGAAGUUUAACAAAGGCUUCAAACUUUGUGUCAACACCGGAUUCAGGGAGGUCGUGGAGAAUUUUAAGGAACUUUGUGAGGUAGCUGCCAAUAAUUCCCCAGUCAAACCAGGACAGGUGCCAUGUGACUACUGCCUUGGCAACAAGUCCCAAGCGUCUAAAACCUGUCUGGUGUGCUUGACUUCUUAUUGUGAAACACACCUAGGGCCUCAUCUGAGAGAGGCAGCCUUAAAGAGACACAAACUGACCAAUCCUGUGCACAACCUGGAGGAUCAAAUAUGCAAGAAGCACAAUAGGCUGUUAGAGCUCUUCUGCAGGAGUGACCAGACAUGUGUUUGUGUGUUGUGCACAGAACAUAGCGCUCACGAUACAGUCCCCCUAGAGAAGGCGUGUGUAGACAAGCGGGCUCAGAUGGGGACAAAAAAGUCAAAAGUUCAGGAAAUUAAAUGUAAGCAUGGGAAGAAGGCUCUAAAAACAAAAGCGGCAGUGCAGGCCAAGAGGAAAAGCAAAGAAGUAGUAAUGGCUAGAAGUCUGGUGUUGAAUCAUAUGCAAACUCCUCUUGUUUGGUGGAUUCCAGACAUCUUCAACACUGAUGGCUUUGUUCAAGGAAACAGGCACUUCUGUAAAGGAAGACUGUAUCAUGAGGUUCAGGCUGAAGGGAGCUGGGGUUCAGGAGCAGUCAGAGAGCUGAUGUGUGGAAAGAGGACAUUCGUACCUAACCGUAGCAAUGGAAACUGGGUCAUAAGGUUGGGAACUGACAAUAACUGCAAGAAUCCAGUAAUCCCUGCCAACUUCUUCCUGAUAAAAAAACCUGAGAGAGUCAGGGUGUUUGUAGACUAUGACAAUGGAUCGGUGUCCUUCUGUGAUGCAGACACUGCAACCCUGGCCUACACUUUCACUGGCUGCAAGUUCAAUGAGAUGAUUUACCUCUUCUACAGGCCCGCAGAGGAUGACAGCGGGACACAGAGGCUGCAAACGAGAGUGCGGAAUCUGAGACUAUGGUCACAACUUGAAAAGGCUGCAUUGUGCCUUGUCACUGUUGUCAUUGCCCUGAUUUUCAUGUGCCGAAGUUAA